Molecule: messenger RNA, 1742 nt
Organism: Pseudovirgaria hyperparasitica
Lineage: Eukaryota; Fungi; Ascomycota; Dothideomycetes; Acrospermales; Acrospermaceae
Product: Osmotin, thaumatin-like protein
Exons: 3
Coding region: 262-1503 (413 amino acids)
Biological process (GO): defense response
Cellular component (GO): extracellular region
Source: RefSeq, a predicted model, not a curated record
CGAAACUCAUGUCUGGCUGCAAGUGCUGCCUGACGAGUUAUAAUGAUAGCGCGGUAUUGUUGGAGAUGCUCUGGCGCACUUUCUUUUCCUAUUUACGUCCUUGACAGCCGUCUAUCAUUGCCCACUUGCCGUCGGCUGCUCUAUCAUCUCACACAGUGCAAUUCUUCCUAUCAUCAUAUUACCUGAACAGACCUUAGGACCUCCACACCUGAUUCUCUGCCUUGUAAAUUCGCGAGAUUUAUAACGCAACUAGGAAUUGCCAUGCGCUCGAAGAACAGGCAAAAUGCUGUUCUAGCACCACAGAGUCCGACGAAGGGUCUCUCAUCCGCGUUGAGUACGUACGCCAUGUUGCUACUUCUAUCUCAGCUCCACCGAACGAAUGCCCUACAUCACAUGAAGCGAACGAUUCCAAACGUCGUAAAGGAAUGGGUGCACGGAGAGGUACCGCUGAUUGCUACCAACAACUGUGAAGAUGAUGUUUAUCCCGCUGUCUUAACCCAACACGGCCAAGGACCGGACAAGUCUGGGUUCAAGCUUGAGCCCGGAGAAACCUUUAAGCAAAUCGUCUCAGGAGACUGGCAAGGCCGCAUGUGGGGUCGAACGAACUGCAGCUUUAAUGAUGACGGAACGGGACCGGCAGACGCCAGCGGUAGUGGUCGUGGGAAAGCUUGUCUGAGUGGAGACUGUAACGGUGUUCUAAACUGUGUGGUCACAGGCGACAAUCCUGCGACGUUAGCAGAGUUUACGUACGAUGGCGGUGAUGGUUUGACAUACUACGACAUAUCACUCGUGGACGGUUACAACAUCCCAAUAGCGAUUGUCAUGACGCCACGGGACAAUUCAAGUCUAGCGGACAUUCCACCAAACUAUACGAAUCCCUCAUGUCAAGGCACUGCUGCAGUCCUCGCUCCGACUGAUUACGACCCCUACUCCGGACUAAGCGGAGACCAAUUCUUUCUUGGUACAAACAGCAGCUUUCCCCUUCCAUUCGACUCCAAGGCGUCGGGUGACGACGUGCAACGAUGGUGUCCUUGGGAUCUCCAGGUCAACCCUCCGUACAAACCUGGCAAUGGCAUCUACCCGUAUCCUGACGACAACAUCGAGAGACCUGCGUUCAACCCAUGCUUCUCGGCUUGCGCUAAGUGGAAUAAAGACUUUGAUUGCUGUAUUGGUGACUAUGGAGUACCCAGCAAGUGCUCACCUGGCUUGUAUUCGCGUCAAGCUAAAAAAGUCUGUCCCGACGCGUAUAGCUACGCUUUUGACGACCAAACGUCUACCUUCAUCAUUCCAGUGGGAGCUGGAUUCGAGGUUGUGUUCUGUCCGGGCGCGCGCUCGACAAACAUACUGGCUGAAUACGGAGACAAGCUGCGACAGCUUGCUCAGGACGGACAUGUCGAUAAAGGCGUUGCAAGCGAAGCCAGCAUGCCACGAUUUCCCGAACAGACUUACUGGCUGGCGUCUGGUCUACUGACAUGUGCAGCCCUAGUGUCGUGGCUUGGAUAAAGAACUUGAUGUCCGUAGACUAAUUCAGCGUGUUGCUCUUCACAAUUCAUCCUAUCUUCCGAAGGAUUCCCUAGGCGAUCAUGAAAUGCUUUGAUGAUAUACAUACAUUGUUAGAUAUACGCUUUCUUCGAUACAUGGCAGCACUGUUCCUCAUGCUGCCAUAUACGAGGUUUUGACCGUGUGCCCCUGGCACGCGCUGGGCUGAGAGUCUUGGAGCCGAUGCACUUGGUGCGAUACAC